Gaeumannomyces tritici R3-111a-1 is the source of this 3695-nucleotide messenger RNA. RefSeq lists its product as hypothetical. The transcript is spliced from 3 exons. Lineage: Eukaryota; Fungi; Ascomycota; Sordariomycetes; Magnaporthales; Magnaporthaceae. The record is from RefSeq and is a predicted model, not a curated record. Bases 2176 to 3411 code for a protein of 411 amino acids.
CUUGACGCCGAGAGGGUGCUUGCAAACACAUCAUCAUGGGCCAGAGCAAACAGUUGCGGAGUGCAUGAUGGAUGAUGCUGCAGAACGCCAGUCCAUCCGUCUUCCGGCGACGCAAACCACCAAGUUGUGCUACAUGGGACGCACAAGAUGAAGAUGCAGCCACCUUAGAAGGGAAAGCAACUCGUCAAAACGACCCCAGAGCAAGAAGGCCUGUUGGUGUGCUGAAUGCCCAAUAGGAAUGUUGCAGCCAGCCUGGACAAGGGGCUCAUGGGUUCCCCAGACUUUUGUCCCUUUCUUACACUUUACCCGACGACCAGGCCGCUGGCUUUGCGUCGGCGCACGGGCGGGCUCGUCAGGGGGACGAAGGGGACCAGCCAACCGGCCAGCCGACCAGACCGGGCGAGCAUCAUCCAGCAGGGCGCAUGGCUUCCAGUCUGCCCAAGACCUAGAACCAAGAGACGCCCGGGAAUGGGCUGCUUGCAGCCCGUCUGAAACGUCGGACCAAACGCCCGAGGACUGGGCCAGCGCAGGCGCUGGGGUGCGUGAACCGGUCAGGAACUCCGGGCGGCGGGAUUGGCUACCGUUGAAGCUCUCCAUGCGGGCUGGUAUCGGGCUUUUAAUCAAGCAUGUCCUGUUUCUGGCGCCUGGGCCGAUACCAGAUCCAGAACAUUUCGAAUAAUGAUUGAUGCGUCCGGGGGCGGAUAUUCAAGCGGAUGCUACGCCAAGCAAACGAAACGUCGGCAUUGAUCGGGGAGUUCGUACUGGUACGUGUACGUCGAGAGAGAGAACUUCGUGUCGGCCGGCGUAUUCGAUCUUGCUGCUGGCUGGUUCGUCAUCCGGACAAGCCCUAGGUUCGAGGUCAACGGCUCGAAGCCAGUCAACCCGGCAGGGCGGUGGGCUGGGUUAACGUUUACCCUCGACCGCUGCGAGUCAGCGAGCUUGGCCUGGCCUUUGUCACCAUCACACAGAACGUGCAUGGGGGAAACGCACCAAGCACCCGCACCAAGCAGUGUCGAGUGCCCCAUCCAGACGUGCGAAUAUGGGCCUCCUUCCCCUCCCCUCCCAUCCCCGCGAUUUAUUUCCGGGGGCUCGUCUCGUCGGCAUGCGGGUGCCCAUCGCUCCACCUACGGAUCUGCGAUGAUAUAAGUCUCUGUCAGCAGCUUGUAUAGGUGCCACGCCUGCUAUGGGUUUAUGGGCACACAUCGUAUCAUGAGUCGCCCUGGGGCCUCGGGCAGAGGGCGGAGCUCAGUGCCCCUCGAGUUCAUGGUCCCAUGGCCUCCUUUUGACCACUUCGCAUCGGGCUCCAUGCCGGCGUGUCUUCCGAGGGUCUUGCUUAUUUAUACCGCCUUCCCUCCGAGCAAAUGGCCCCCAAAUCCCUCGAGUCUAGGAACAGGCGUCCCUGAUCAAUUGUGGUUGGAGACGGUAGGAUCCGCCAACUGACGGCAAUAGCUUCACUUGCACGCACCCGACCCCAUACUUGUUUACCGCCUACACAUCAACAUACCUACCUUAGCUACCUACGUUCCAUGUCUCGCGCUCUCGCCUACAACUAUCAGGGUUCCACACAGCGCCCUCAAGAACAGCACAAUUCAGGCAUCUGGCUGACAAGCGGCUCGAUCCCUUCUAAGAACAACACGGGAAGAGCACUGGGAAAACUCUGUUCGUCUCACCGAGCACCGGGGCGGCCACACGGCACUCGGUGACGCUGGGGUGUCUUUUAGGGGACAGAAGCCGAGCUGGCGUUUGUCUGGAUAAAAAACCUGGACUGUGCCCGUUCCACAGGCUGUUUGCCUAGCACGGCGCAUCGCCUAUAUCCGGCCGACGACGGCCUCCACCAACCAGCACUAGCUCUCGGCACCUUGUCAGACCCGGGGCGGCGCCUUGCGCCUCAUAAGCAGAUUUCAGGAAGGCCGGGGAGGUUGAGGUGGAGGGGAGGCGGAUCUACCUGUCCCAGCAAUCCUCUCCUCGACUUUUGCCCAUUUCUUCUUUGGUUUAUCAUAUUGGCGCAUCGAGUCGCUGGAGGAUGUUUGAUGCCGAGGUGACUUGGCGUUGUUUUUGGCCGUCGGUCGGUUUCGCUAACAGCAGGCAAAGCGAAAAUCGCCGGGAGCUACAAGAGUCUUGAGCGAAGAGCCAAGAGGCAGCUACAACACGAAAAGGGAAAAAAAAAAAAAAGCCAUGGCGGAACGAAAGAACUCGGAGGCUGGCCCGAGUCGCCACUUGCAUGCAGCGCCAGCAGCAUCUUUUCCAACGCACAACUCGCCCAGGACGUGGCUGUUGACGCAGUCGCUCUCCCCCCUGGCCAUCCGCCUGAUCCGCCUGCUGCUGGCCCACGGCGACUACGUCGUCGCCUGCCUACCGCCACACGAGGUGGAGAACGAGGAGCGCAGCGCCGAGUUCCGCGAGCUCAUCAACGAGUGCAAGAGCAGCCGCCGCGACCGCGAGGGCUGGAAGGACCGCAUCCGCGGCAUCCGCUGCGAUGGCAGGGUCAUGGGCCAGUGCGGCGCCGCCGUCGCCGAGGCCGUCCAGGUCUUUGGGCGGAUAGACAUUCUGCUAUGCUGCAAGUUUGAAGCUGUCGUCGGCACCGUUGAGGAACUGUCCACGUCUCCGGCCACGGAGAACCUGGUGCGUGACCAGUUCGAGACCAUCUUCUUCUCGCAGGUCAACUUCAUCAAGGCGUCGCUGCCGCAGUUCCGCCAGCAGCAUACUGGUCACAUCAUCAUCCUGACCAGCAUCGGUGGCCACAUCGGCACGCCGGGCAUGCCCAUCUACACGGCCGCCACCUGGGCCCUCGAGGGCUUCUGCGACUCGCUCGCCUACGAGAUAGCGCCCUUCAACAUCAAGCUGACCAUCGUGCAGCCCAACAAGGAGAUCCAGUCGCUGACCAAUCGCAUCAUCCUGACGCCGCAGCUGCCCUUCUACGACAGUGACGUCAACCCGGCGCCCUCGAUCCGCGAGAUGCUGACCAACGUGCUCAAUGCGCACCCGGAGACCUCAGUGGCGGAGCAGCAGCAGCAACAACAGCAACAGCAAUACCAGCAGCAACAACAGGCAGCGGCCGGCGGGAGCAGCAGUGGAGACGGUGGCAGUGGCAACAGCAGCAGUGGUGACUCCAUCCUGUACCGGUACCCGCGGCUGCCCGCGGCGGCACUCGACAAGCUCGUCAUGGAGACGGUGCACGCGCUCACGGCCAUCGGCGGGCACGAGAACCCGCCGGCGCGACACAUCGUCGGGUUCGAGGGCAGCAUCGCGGUCAAGGAGAAGCUGCGGACCGUGACCGAGGAGCUCGAGGACUUUGUGGACGCCAGCCUGGCCGUCGACAUCCACGAGCCCGGCGUCGACCACCCUGGCGCCGAGGGGCAAGAGCAGGCUGGCAGGGACCAGGAGGCGGACCUGACAUCGGCUGGCCCGUGAAGUCGGGGUAUGCUAGGGUAAAAGGAACUUUUGGGAAUGCGUGCUAUGGGACAGCGGAGGCGUCAUUGUCGUUGGAGUCAUGUUUGAGCAGUAGAUACUAGAUAUUGUCGCUAUGUUUUGAUUCUUAAUGAGGUUGUGGGUGAUCUUUUCUGGAAUCGAAUGUCUUGCUUGAUUUGAACUUCCUAGUGGUGGAAAGAAAUGAGAAUAGAAUCAAAUCAACACCCCGGCAGCGAAGGGCGAUAGCAGCAAUGCGUGUUUCGUUCUCGGGGCUGCAAUGGUGCGAC